ACCAGCCCUCACUCUAUCCUACACUCAUGCGCUCUUGAGUUUCCAUGGUAACAACAACAAACGCUUUUCCUGGGUGUCAGUAGUGCUAGCAUCCAGGAGUUAUAUAUGUAACGUAGCAAAAACUACAGCUAACUGCAAGCUAAGUUUUCAUAACUGCAGUGUGUAUUUUACUUGAUAAACUGACCUCCGUAAAUUGUGUGGCCUUGCCUUUUUAUCGGCUAACUCUGCAGUUAGCUAGACUAGCAGGUGACCAAACUGUACUAGCUAAGGGUUCUGAAGGUAACAAAACCAAAGGAUGUCUGAAGUGGACGAAGAUGUAGUUAUGUUGGAUGUACAAGAUGAAACACAAGAAGAAGGUGGAGAGGAAGACAAGAUUCAAGUUUGUCAUUUGACCCAAGAAACCUUAAUUCAGGGUCUGUCAUUACUUUGCAAAACAGGAAAUGGAUUAGCACAUGCUUUUGUAAAACUGGACCUAAAAGACAAAGGACUUACUGACAUUUCUGAAAUCAGCAACUACGUUCACCUACGCUUCCUAGAUUUGUCCAACAACCGCCUGGCUGAUCUGGCUCCACUGGCAUCUCUGACCCAACUGCUUUGGUUGAAGGCAAUUUUCUUAGUUUCUGAUGUCUAAAAGAGAAAUACCUGGUGUUGCCCCAGUUUUUCAAUCUAACCAUAAAUGCUCAAUGCAACUCUUGGGCAGCCUUUUGCUCAGCUGACCUUCCUGCAGUGGCUGAGUAUGGCAGGGAACUUGCUGACUGAUCUGGAUGGCCUGGUUGGGUCUGCCCUAGAGAGUCUCAAUGUCACAGGUAACAGUAUUCAGAAACUCAAUGGUCUUCAGAGAAGCUGUUUUACCAACCUAGUUAGUCUGGAGCUGAGAGGAAACCAACUGGAAACCACUGAAGACAUCAACCUCCCAAACCUGCAGCGUUUGUAUUUGGCCCAAAAUGUUAUUAAACGUCUGGAGGGCUUGGAAAGGUUAGAGUGCCUUACAGUCCUGCACCUUAGGGACAACCAGCUUGAAACUCUAGAUGGCCUCAGCCCCAAUAUGAAGUGUCUCCAGUACCUCAAUGUCAGAGGCAAUGCGAUCAUAGAUGAGAAUGCCGUGCAAAGCCUUGGGUUUGUGGCAAAAACUCUGCGGACUUUGGUGCUCUCUGAGAAUCCACUAGUGGAAGCAUCAGACUACCAUAUUAGUGUAUUAAUGCUCCUGCCACAUUUGGAGCGACUUGAUAAAGACACCAUCACCUCUGAAGAGAGGAUUGAAGCUCGGGAGAAACUAAAGGAACUUAAAGAAGAGGAAAUACCUGAGUCAUAGAUAUCUGUUAAGGACUGUCAAAUGAGGAAAUGUCUAACUUUCUUGAAAACAUAGUCUUUGUUAUAACCAUAGACUGAUUUUGCUAGAUAGUGGACUGUGACUGUAAUGUGAGGAACCUGUAUUUGAUAUAAGUCUUGUAUGAAUCACUCUAUUAAAAAUAAAUGACUGCAUAAAAAGAAAUGUAUGUAUUGCUUGUGUUCAGUUCUUAUACUGUCUAAUACAGCUGAUCUGUUUUGCA
Sphaeramia orbicularis (orbiculate cardinalfish) is the source of this 1550-nucleotide messenger RNA. It is a transcript of the gene lrrc23, whose product is annotated as leucine rich repeat containing 23. NCBI's taxonomy places the organism in Eukaryota, Metazoa, Chordata, Actinopteri, Kurtiformes, Apogonidae. The record is from RefSeq and is a predicted model, not a curated record. Gene Ontology annotation, molecular function: protein binding. The transcript has 7 exons. Gene Ontology annotation, cellular component: cytoplasm.